UUCGGCGAUCCCGACGUUCGACGAUCAGUCUGAAAAGCUCCGCGGAACCGACAACAAGUUAAAAAAAUUAUUAAAAAAUUCACGAUGUCGGCCAAAACGGUAGCAAUGCGAGUGGCACUUUUGCUUGUUUUAUUGAGUGCCGUCAGUGCCCAAACGGCUGGAGAUUCUACAAGCGAUUCCAAGACGAUUACCAUUGACAAAAAAGUAGCACAUCAUCAAGCUACUAUACAGCCUUAUUCUACUUACGCAUCCAGAUCACAACAGAGCGCUCAGCACUACCCAAGACCGACUACCAGCAUAAAAUUGAGCGAUGAACAAGUGACGAACAAUCCUUAUCUGCCGAAAGCUGAGGCGAGCACUGGAGUAUCGGACGCAAAGUCGAUCGAGGCGCGCCAUGCCAAAAAUUACAAAGUUCGAUCGCCGAACGGUAACAGCGACGGCUUGGAAAAUUAUUUGAAUAAAGCCGCCAACCCUCAGGAGCCUUUGGACAAACAAACAGUCCAGGAUAUUACCAAUAGCGCAGUAGGUUGCACUCUGGAUUCGAUCGCUCGAAAUAUGAGCAACAAGCCUGGCUCCGUGCAGCAAAAGGCCGAGAACGUUACCGUAACGACAUCGGAAAAGGAAAUAACAACCGAUCUGAUCAACGAGUAUCUGAAAAUAGUCUCACCCCCCGGCGAGCAAGCGCAGGCUAAACAAAUGCAGACAUCGGAAACAUUGAGAACGGCGAUGGCCGAAUUUCAAAAGAGCUUGGCCGACUGCGUGUUAAUGCAAAAAGCUCGCGCGUCCAUGGAAAAGUCCAAUCAGAUCGAAAAUCAAAGCCAGAGCGUUCAGACGGUUCAAAAAACAGUCAGCACGCAAACGCAGCAGCAGCAGCAACAAGCGAUCUCUGGAGCGGUGCAAAAUAGCCAACAAAACGGAGCUGCCGGACUCUGGCAAAAUUCAGCCAACGUAGCCAACAACAUCGUGGGCCAGCCUUUGCAGUCGGCGGCGCAGUACAUUCAAAAGUCGCUCGAUGUCAAUAUCAAUAAUUUGCCUCCGGUGCCUUACAGACAAAAUUUGCAAGUGUCGCAAGGUCAACAACAACAGCAACAACAGCAGCAGCAAAGUCAAUACUAUCAAACGAUCAGUCAAAGCGCAAACAACGCCAAAAUCGGCUACGACGCUUACAACUCCGAUACUUUCGGCUACUCGUAUCCUCAUCUGCUCGAGUACGCCCAGAGCUUGAUGCAAAAUUCCGGCCCGGUGAGCAACCCCUCGGGCGCCAGCAGCAUCUCUUGGAGCUACUCGUCUCAGCCAAGCGCGAGCUACAUCCAGACUUAUCCGAUAAGUUACACCAUUUCCGGAGGCGAGCAGCAGCAGCAGCCCUCUCUGCAGUAUCUGUCGGGCUACGUCGAGAGUCAGUCUCCCGCGAAGAGAGCCGCCCUGGACGACAUCUGGAAGUCGGCCAACAAUUUCGCGGGUAGCAUCGUGGACACGUCGACGAAGAGCGGCCCGGUGACCGGCGGCCAGGUUCUGGGCAGCAUCGGCAACAUCUGGAGCUCGGCGAGCAACUUGGCGCAGUCGAUAGGAGGCGCAGCAACGCCUCGAGGCGGCCAGUUCCCGAUCAAGGCGAGAGCCAUUCCCGUGUCGCCGCCGCAACUCGGGAUGACGCACACGAUACUGCCCGCCUCGUUGCUGCAGCCGGGCGCCAACCUGGCCCAGGAGAUAACGCGCAUCGCCACCGAUCAGCGGCCCAUCACGGCCGAUCGGGUAUUCGACGCGACGAGCUCGCUCUUCCAAGCCGGCCAGAAUCUCUACAAUUCGUACGGCAAUCAGAACGGCGCUGGUGGCCAGGCGGCGCCCGUCCAGCAGUCGGUAGCCUCGCUCUUCCAGCCGGGCCAGGAUUUGGCCAAGAAGAUCACGGAGGUCGCCACGGACCAGAGGCCCAUCACCGCGGACAGAGUGUUGGACGCGACCAGCAGCCUCUUCAAAGCCGGCGAAAAUUUGUACAACGCCAACAGCAACAACAACAACAACGGUGGUGCAGCAGCGGCCUCGAGUGCCAGCGACGUGGUAGGCGCUCAAUUGAGGGCGCUGAGCAGCGCGUGGAGAAACGCCGGUUCGAGCGCGCAGGGCAGCCUCAACGACGCGUUGCAACAGGCCACGGCAGCAGUCAACAACGCCGCCAACCCCGCCAUCACGCGCGGCGCCUUCGGCAUGGGCCCCUACUACGCCGGAGGUUACUUCCCGAGAAAUAGCCAGUCGUCGUCGUCGGCGGCGGGAAGCGUCUACAAUUCCGCGGCCCAGUUGGCCAGCGACAUCAUCGACGCGAGUCAGGCCAACUCGGGCCAGACCGGAUCCGGACCGAACGUCAUUCCUCUGGGGGUAGUUUCCAAGUCGACUCUGGAGAUGGUCGGAAAUAUUCUGAACGCCGCUAACAGCGUGGAUGGCGUGCAUCCACGUUUUUAUCAGAAGAAGAAGUAGAUCGAAUAUCUUCAUACUCAAUCAUGUUAUUCGCUUCAUUUUUGUAUAAACAUUGUUAAACUAAUUUUCUUUUAACAUACGUAACAUAGAAGGUAAAGAGAAUUUUAAUAAUUCUCUUGUUAUACUGUGUAUAAUUACGAUUAUAAGGGUUUUUAAACUUUUUGUAUGGAUACGAUUAUUUGAUAUUUAGCCAAUUUUAUUCGUUGUAAUGCGAUACGUACAAUGUUUGUAAAAUAUGUCUUUUUAAAAAUAAAAAUCGAAAGAUCUUACGGAA
Molecule: messenger RNA, 2737 nt
Organism: Trichogramma pretiosum
Lineage: Eukaryota; Metazoa; Arthropoda; Insecta; Hymenoptera; Trichogrammatidae
Exons: 5
Coding region: 85-2463 (792 amino acids)
Source: RefSeq, a predicted model, not a curated record